Messenger RNA from Hypoxylon fragiforme, 1264 nucleotides. RefSeq lists its product as uncharacterized. Gene Ontology annotation, cellular component: cytoplasm. Gene Ontology annotation, molecular function: deoxyribose-phosphate aldolase activity. The record is from RefSeq and is a predicted model, not a curated record. Bases 324 to 1115 code for a protein of 263 amino acids. NCBI's taxonomy places the organism in Eukaryota, Fungi, Ascomycota, Sordariomycetes, Xylariales, Hypoxylaceae. Gene Ontology annotation, biological process: carbohydrate catabolic process; deoxyribonucleotide catabolic process. The transcript has 2 exons.
CCAUUUCAACCUUUAAACUUUAAGGUCUAUCUCGUAUUCGUACGCAUGGCCUAUUCAACUACAGCUAUAUACGGUACUUGGCUUAAACUAACGAGUUGGGUAUCAACAUACUUACAUACAUCAUGCCGGCCCGCCCACCUUUUACCAUACCUAACUACCUCCUUACCUAAGUAUGUAACCUAAUAAACUUCAUACGGUUUUCUUACGAUAGGGGCUGGUCUGUAUUUCCAUCUGUAACCACGUGCACUCAGUCCCCAAUAAUUCUACCAGCACGUACCCCCUUUUGAAGCAGUUCCCCGGCUUAGGUAAGCCAAUACGCAACCAUGGCAGCGCCGACGACUAUCAUGAUGAGCCUCCCCCAAAUCGCCAAAAUGAUCGACCACUCCUUACUGCACCCAACCCUGACGGAUAGGGAGAUCCACGCCGGUCUCGAGAUAGCCAAACGAUACAAAGUCGCGGCCGCCUGCGUGAAGCCGUACAGCGUGCCCGUAGCCAUGGACGUGCUAGCCGACUCCGGCGUGCUCAUCUGCGCGGUCGUCGGCUUCCCGCACGGGAACAGCACGACCGCCAUCAAGAUCCUCGAGGCCGAGGAGGCCGUCAAAGCGGGCGCGCAGGAGAUCGACAUGGUGGUCAACGUGGGCAAGGUGCUGGGUGGCGACUGGGAGUACGCGACGAACGAGAUACGCGCGGUCAACGACGUGGUCGCGAAGCAGCACGGCGCGGCGCUCAAGGUCAUCUUCGAGAACGACUUCCUGCACGACGAGCACAUCGUCCACCUCUGCCGCAUCUGCACCUCGCUGCCCGUCGCCUUCAUCAAAACGUCCACGGGCUUCGGGUUUGUCAAGCAGCAGCCCAGCGGCCUGUACGCGUCCAGGGGUGCCACGGCGCCGCAUCUAAAGCUGAUGAUGGCGAAUGUGGGGCCCAAUGUCCAGGUCAAGGCCGCUGGUGGGAUUAGGUCGCUGGAGGCGGUUAUGGUGGCGAUGUCGCUGGGGGUCUCGAGGAUCGGCACGUCGUCUACGGUGGCGAUCAUGCAGGAGGCGGCUUUGAGGGGCGUGGAGAAUACGCCGAAGGAGUUUGCGUUGAUGUCGACGGAAAAAUUGAAGGGGGUAAAAUAAAUGCGACUUGCUAUCUUACCUAUCUGGCCCCCCCUAUUUAGGUCUUAUUCGAAAUGUUGCACCACAAGCGCAUGAGUUUCCAUAGGUCACAAGAAGUCUGCUAUCAAAUCCAUGAACCGUGCCUAUUUUAUUUUAAAUCUUCUAUUCCC